Xyrichtys novacula (pearly razorfish) is the source of this 41326-nucleotide messenger RNA. The record is from the annotation of a GenBank genome assembly. Lineage: Eukaryota; Metazoa; Chordata; Actinopteri; Labriformes; Labridae.
CCUCCAUUCAUCAUUGAUCCACUGCAGGACUGGGUUUCAGGGGCUGUGAAUUAUGGGCCCCUGCUGUCACUGUGACUGCUCUGCGUUUGGACGUUUCACCUCGGCACUGUAAAUUUUUAAGAGAGGGGAUUUUUUGCUGACUCCUCAUCUCAGAUCCGUUCAGCUUGAACCAUAGAGAGCAGACAGACAACUGGCCGGUCUCUCCCCCCUGACAGAAGACUUGGUCCGCAACUGCAGGAUUUGGGAUCUGGAACAAGGCUAUACGGGGGAAAGAAAGGGUGAUUUCGGACCGUGGGUUACCGUUUUCACAGAGCGCACCUUCUCUCUCCAUUGAGGAAAAGAAAGAAGAAAACGUUGUGAAAUUAACUGGGUGUUUGGUACGCGCUCGUUUAACGGUGAUGCUACGGCGGCGCGCAGGGACCAUAGAGGGAAGAGACAGGUGAGGUGCGGCUGAAGAGCUGCUGCUGCUGUUAUUUCACCAAGGCUUUUGCAACCGAGAGCCGUGCUUUCCACCAGCCCCCUUUUCACCACCGAGAGGGACAAGAGCGACCAGAGAGGGCGAGCUGGCGACUGGCACCUGCCUCCGCCUCCAUACCUGGCCAUCUGGUGCGGUGAGUGAGCCAAAUGGUGAGACUGGGAGAUACUGUAUGUGUUUAAGGAGACUAUAUGGGUGGAUGUGAUGAACAGGUAUAGCCUGUAUAGCGUGUGCGCUCUUUUUAAUCACUGCCACCAAAAGGGGUGCUGCAUUAUUUCCCCUCCGGGUGUGUUUGGCAUCGCCUGGACAUGUGUGGACAUGAAGUGCUCUUUGUCUCUGCUGCAAGUUUUAUGUUGUAUCUGCAUCAUCUUUGUUGCAUAUCAUUGUUCUCUCACGUGUUGCAUCGGAUCUUCUCAGUGCAAUGCCUUCAUGUAGGUUUGAAGUGAUGUCUCAGCAGAAAAAGGGGCUCAUUCUUCUUGUACAUUUCAGCACUGCGUUGCAAAGACGAGCACAAAGCCUGAUUGAAAUUCUUAUUUGGAUCACGACCCGGAUCGUAAAUCGAGAUGUAAAUAAGGCUUGUGUUUUCUGAUGGUGUAUUAUUACAUGUAAUUGUCCCCCUGUGUUAUUGCUUUAUUAAAUAUUUGCUUAAGGUCUGCUGUUAAAGGUCAUAUGCAAUGAUUUGGCAGCCCAUAAAGCCAAUUGAUUAUGUCAUUACUCAGUCACAGUAGGGAAACAGGAGUGGCACUGAGCACACUGUAUUUAAGAAAUUAAACAUAACCCACUUACUGGUGAUUAAGGGUGCCAAGUGUAACCCACUGCUGCUAUAACAUGAUUGCAAAAUAAAAACGGAAAACACCUUAGUGAAAUUGUAAAAUAUGUCUUUGUCCAAAUGUGUCUCACACACAUACAAUACCUUAUCACCUAAAUUGCACAUGACCACACUGCGCACAUCCACAACCUUCCUGUCCCAAGUUAAAUGCUCACUCACUGCCCUCUCAACUCUCACUAAAGUGAUUUAGUUGUUUUAUAUAAUUUAUUGUUUACAGUUUCAUCCCUCACACUAAAAGCUAUCCAGCUUCCACUGAAGGACUUUAACAGCCUCCAGCUGCUGCUGUUUGUGUUUGUGACUCCGUGUGUGAGGGUAAAGGCAAAAAGACAUAUUUGAAGAUGUAAAAAGAGCAAGAGGACACAGUGGAGAGGAAAAGUUAGACAGACUGGGGGAUACACAAAGGAUUAAGUGUGGCAGAUAGCAAUCUGGCAUGCAGGCAACACCAAGGAUGUAAACGACAGAGAAAGAAAAUGAUGGAGCAGGGAUCCCUGAGUGAACGAGCGCUGAGGGGAGAAGGGCUGCAGACAGCAGUCUGUACGGGGUGUGAAUGGUCUCCCUGUUAGUCCCGCUGCCCACACAGACAGCCACACAGCAGCCAUGCGAGCAGGUGCUAACCCCACCACACAGCCACCACAGGGAACAACAGGUGCAGCCACUGUUUCCCUCAGCCUCCACCACCCGCCCAUCCCGAGCUCGGGGCAAUCCUCCUAGAAAUACUCCCAGACUGCACUGAAGGGAACCAAAUGGAUACUUCAAUCCACAUUUAGGAAAAUAGCACACAAAGGCCAGGCUUGAGUAAUUCAAUUAGGAAAUUAAUUACACCGCAAACAAAGUUGGAAGCACUUGAAGCAAUGAGGCCAAGCAGGCUGCAGGUAAAAAGCAAUCUAAGAGAGCCUCAGGGUGAGACAACUGCCCACAGGGACAUUUAAUGAGCUCUAUUGAUCACACAGGACCCUAUUCAAUCACACAUGCUAAGCUGCAAACACGCCAUCUCAAGCACGGAGAAAAAAAAGGGGAUUGGAUUGCAGCAUAAUAUAGCAUGCUCUCAAAGGGAGUAAAUCAACGGCAGCUUAGUGUACUGGGGUUGCUAAGGAGCAUGUAUCUAGAAAUGUGUGAGAUUACUGUCUGAGAUCUCUUCUGUGCGUGUGUGUGUGUGUGUGUCUUUGUGUGUGUUAAAUAGUGUGAGAUGAAUCAGACAGAGAUGUUGGAAGCAGAGAGUUGUUACCUAACAGCUUCUUUUUAGCCAAGAGAAUACGUCAAGCAAUCAGGGACACAUUUCUUGUCUUUACCUCUGCUGCUCAGAGUGGAACACUGAAUUCUGGGUUCUGAGCUGACACUAAAUCUGAUGUUUUCUUUUUCUGCAUCAUACCAGACAAUGGGAUUGAUUUGUUUCUUUUUUUUCCCCCAAACCAAAGCCAUGAAGGAUAGUGUCUUAAAGCUACCAAAAAUGAUGUUUUUCUCUCAAAUUUGAAUCCUCACCCACUUUAGCUGUCCUUGUUUUCUCACAGUCUGGAGAAACCUCCCACUCACUGCCGUGCUUCUGUAAGAAGGAAUUCCAAAGUAUGCUCAAACAGUGUUUAGAUAAACUUAAAGUAACUUUCACAACUAGCUCUAUCAACUCCCAUCAGCCCCAGAGUAACCACCUCGCUCUGCUCCAGAAAGUAGACAGGAUUAGACGCUAAUCUGAUCAGAAAAUAAAGCAACGUUAUGAGUAGCGCCAAGAGAUUUGAAGGAAUGCUUAUUUUCCUAAAAAGCCGUAAGUUAAAGGCGUCCCAGGCUCACACAGAGUGCAGUGUUGGUUCUUUUUGUACAAUAUCAGCCUUUGAAAAGGGUGUUGAGGUCUGCACACCUUGGGGCAGGGAGAUCAAAAAGAACCUCACCGGCUGGCAUCUGCCGGGUGACCUGCUCCAGCAGGGUCCUACUAAGAGUGAGCACCUCAGGGAGUCAUUGUGCAGGAUUAAAUAAGGCAGAGGGUCAAGAGUCACACAGGCAGGUACGGCGUAUUUAAAAAAAAAAAAACUCCCUCAUGCAAAACAUUUUUCUUCUCAGCGUGGAUGUGAGAGGCUUUCAGGAGCCUAACCUGGCUUUUGGGACAAGUCCUUCCAGAUGUUGAAAGGAGGAAAGUCGCACCACACACGCUGUGGAGAAUCACCUAUGACAAAUUCUGCUGUUAAUCGUCUAUGGUGCCAUAAACUAAAGAUAAAAAGUAAGUCUCAUGUUGAUGAAUGAUGUGCGUUCGGUUUGCUGUAUCAGCCUGUGUUUUAAUACCUCGCAGUUGUUUUCAAAGUAGAAACCCCUCAUAUACUUUACAGCGGCCAUGCAUCUUCACUUUUAUGACUCUCUGUCUUCACUGAUUCUUCCCCUGAGGUGCAGCUUUUCUUUUUUAUGCAUCCCUGUGCACACUGUGUGGGCUAUAACGCACUAACAUGUGUGUUCAUUUUGCAGAGUGUUGCCCCUGUCAUUGUUUCACAGCACUGACACGCCCUCAAUCGAGGACCAGGCGAAUAAUGACACACGCACUGCACACAUGCAAUUGUCCAUGCAUAUUGCAUGUGUGUAUUUGCUAUAGUGAACGUGAGCACCAUAACAACUACUCAGCGUUAGUUUGUCUCUGAAAUGAGCCUGUCUGUUUGCAUGCAGCUGGUUGUGCAUUUGGUGGUGAGUGACAUCGCAGCUGUUUCAACUCAGCGAUGGAGGUAGUCUAAUCUUUCACCUUUUGUGGUCUCGUUUACACCCCCAAAUUGCAGAGAGAGAAAAUGACCAUCCACUUACAGCUUUCACUGAGGCUUUUAUACAUUUUCACGCACAUGCAAACAAAAAGGCAAAUCGCAAAAUAACCUUUUUCUCAAAUGCCACUGCUGAUGCUCUUGACUUUUUACUUUGUUCCUGAGAAUGCAGGGAGGUGUAUAUACUUAUGUCUAGCUAGCUCGGUCUAUCUUCUUAUAUUUCUCUGCUUUUGUUGUCCAACAAAUCCAGCGAGGUCCCAAGCCAAAGGCAGCUUUAGUUAUGGCAGCUUAGCCACAGGGAUUUGGAAGACUUUUUUAUUUGGAGAUAAAGGCGCAUCCGAGUCCUUUGUCUCCCAGCUACUCGAGAUGGUUUUGCAGCCAAUGAAGCUUUGUUGUGGCUAAUCUUUCUCUCUGCUUCAUCCUGUCCUCUCCUACACCCAACCCUUCUGUUUUUUUGCAACAAACACAACUUUUCACCCUUUUAAUUAUGGCUUUUUAUCUGGGGCCCAGACGCAACUGAGAGGAGAGCAGCAGCAACACAAUUACACCUUCAAGGAGGGGGAAAAGGCUGGUGGGGAGGUGGUGUCUCUACAUAUGUGUGAGUGUGUGUGGGGAAGGGUGCACGCAUACAUCAUGUGCCGGUGUGUGUACAUAUGUCAAUCCACUCAUGGGUUCAUUUUUGUUGGCAUUUUGAUGUCUGCUAUGUGAGGACCACCUAUUGAGAGCUCUGAUCCUCUUUGUGGGCUUCUGCCAAAAGAGCUGUAUUUACUAGCAGUGAUCACCACUGUAUGUAGAUGGUGAUUGCAUCCACAAAGAGAAACAUGAUGAGCGUAUGAGCUACCUUUCAGCCCCAUGCCUCCUUUUUAACAAUGAAGAAAAAAACAACAACCAGCAUGUGAGAUGUAUGGUAAUGUCAGCCAUGUUUUGGCAAAACCCAUUUGGCAUGGAUGCAUAAAAGGAAGAGAGGUGUUUAGCUGUGGGUUGCAGAAUCUGAAAGGAAAACAAAAACAGAUAGAUAAGCUGCAGGUACAACAACAAUAAGAUCACUAUUUUCCCCAACCAUAAAAUGAUUAGUCUUUGUUCUGUACAUUAGAAAAUCACAACGCUCCCCAGAGACCGGUGCUGCCUUGUACAGUACAAAAUGCACCAUUACUGUGUGACAAAUCGAAUAGAAAUGGUAAUAAAACAGGUUAAAUUCAUAGAUGAAAACCCUCCUGUCACUGCCGUGUAAUUAGACCGCAUCUUCAUUGCUGUCAUACGCACUAGUGUGUGUGUUAAACUCCGUGCUCAUAGUGUGUAUCUGAGUGCGUGCACUGCAUACUCAUGUGUUCGCCCCCAGCUCGGAGCUGUGCAGUGAAUGUAUAUGUGCUUACUGCAGUCAAACUCUGGUUAGGAACGUUUGCCCUUGCUGCAGCUUUGUACAGCAGUAUAAAACGUGUAUGUAUGUUUGUGUACGUGCUCGUGCAUGCAUGGGCGUAAGUUUCAUUGUUCAUUUCACUACAUCACUAAAAGAACAUACAGCACCUGUUCUGUAGAUUACAAUGUUGAAAUUCGCAGGUGUUUGAUAGCUUUGCACUUGCAUUUGUAAGCCGUCCUUUAAGCUACGUCUUCAUUAUCUAUAGGCUUAUAACUCACUGCAUCCUUCUCUACUGUGUGUCAGUCACUGGCAGCAAUUUGGUUUUAGGCAGAGGGCCUGAUUGGGGAAGAAGUCUGAGGGGAGAUGGAGCUCUCUCUGGCUAGACUCCAGCUCUGUCCAUCCUAUUUUAAUUACCUAUGGCACACACCCAGGGGAAUAUCUUCCAUCCUCUCUCGCCUCUGUAUCUCCUCUCCUCCUUCACACCCCCCUCUCUCUGCUAACAUCUUCUCUUUUCAUCUCAGUCUAUCGUUCAUUCACUCUUUCUAUCCUUUUUCUUUCAAUCUUUCUUUCUUCUAUCCUACAACCUAACCUAGCAGGCAGCACACGGCUGCGUCAAGUGUCUAUGCAGAGGUAACCUUUGCAUUAGCAUAUAAAUGACCCUGUAGAUUGAAUAGCAUUUUAGGAUAUUUAACAGCAAAAGACAGAUUCCCUCAACUCUGAUUAGAGGUGUUCAGAGGAGACAGGCAGCCACUUGAGGGAAUAUCGCCUCUACCUCGAUAAGAUAAAGACUUGACACAGUGAUUCCACUGCCGAGGAGAACAUGAUUGUGUGUGUGUGAAUGGGUGUGUUCAAAGACACAUUUGCUCUUGCAACUGUUUAUGCUGAGGUGCAUGUGAACAGGUUUAUCUAUCUGAAUAAAUAUCACAGUCUUCAUUUCUAUUUACUCUGGCCUACUUUGACAUCAGGUGGUGUCACUGGUAUUGACUCCUGUUAUAAGAGUCACCUUUAUUCAUAAUUAUUAGUCUUUCUGCAGCCAUUUUGCCCUCAAAGCAAGCACUACUGUCAUCAGUGUUAUUAAAAAUAUCAUGUCUAACUCUACAGCAAGGUGUGUGACAUUUACAGAGAGCACCACAAGUCUACGAAAACAUAUAAUUAUGAAGGAAUUAAUGGUAUUAUUGGAUAUGUAGUGAAUAGUAAGACACCAAAAGUUUAAUACUAGUGUCUAACAAGCUACAGCUAACAGCUAGUUAGCCUAGCUAACCAGGGACGCUGAGUUCACAUGGAUCAGCAGGGCCAACAUCUAGCAUUGUGUCACUCUUAGUUAAAAUCAGUAAAGAUGUAAGUCUGAUGAGGGUUAGGUGCGCUGCUGUUUCGUGGAAGCUGCUGCAGGACAGCUAACAGCAAAAAAAACAAGGCUAAAAAAAGUACUCAUCACAACAGGCCUUUCUGCCAAUUCUUAGCUUUUUACUGUCCCUACCUCUACCAAGCACUUUCCCUGUACUGGAUCCGAACCAAGAACCAUUUCACUCAAAAGCAGCAGCUCUCACAUCCAUGUCACAAGCCUUGUCUUUUCACCAUCACAUUAUGGCUUUUCAAAAGCAGGGUUCAGACUAUCAGGCGAAUAAAUUCUUUCAUUCAUGCCUCGCAUGGUAAGUCCCCAACUGGGAUUCGAUCAAUGAAAAAUCUGCUCAUAAGCAUUAGCCAUUGCCACCACGCCACAGGCCCGCUUGCCUAGCUUGCAAUUUAGGGUCAUUUUAUUUAAAGUUAUUGUUGUGGUUGUUCAAAAGCACAGCUCUGGGUUCAGGUUGAGAAGACUCUUACAUGUCCACCUCAUGUGGGAAAUACUUGAUCAGAAUUUGAACCUUAGCUCUCAAAGGAAGCACCUCCACACCAGAGGCCUGCCAAAUUCGGUGAGUUCAGGUCAACGUUGCAUCAUGGUUACUCAGUUCAGACUGCAGAGUGUGGAAACUCACCGUACAUUGUAAAUCCCUGAUCAAGAAUUGAACAUUGAACUAUUUAACCAAAGGCAGUAGCAUUAACUCCUCCACUGGCCAGUCUGAUUUUAUGCCAGUGUUGUAUGUCAAAAGCUUAGCCUAGACUAGACUACAGCGUGAGUAAAGCAAAUUGUUGAUGCUGUAUUUGGAAAGGCUCUUUCUGGGGCCCUCUAGUUCAAAAUCAGCAUUUCUAACUGCUACACCACUGGCCUGAUACAGUUGGUAAUGUUUCCAUUUGAUUUUCCUAAUUUAAAUAAAAUAUGAUCCAGACUAAAAUGAGAGGAAGUCGCCCUUUUCAAGCGAUGGUUUUGAAUUUAAACAUCAUUUUAAAAAAUAAAUUAUGAUCAGGCACCCCCAUUACUCAAACAAUGUGACCUGUUACACUUUCCACAUAAUUUCUAAUCAGCACAUAUUCAUGAAUUUAUUUUCUUCAUUGCGGGGAUGAAAUUGUUGCUGGUGAUUGAUUUUAUUCUUCCAAGUUAAAUGCUUCAUUGAGAGGUGUUACAUCUGCCGUGUUUUUGAAGGCUUAAAAAUUUGUUAUUCUGUUCAGCUCUGCAAAAAUAUAUUAUCUUUUUUUCCCUUCAAAUAACAGAAAAGAUUUAAUAGCAGUAUCAUGGAGGACUUAAAUCAUAAUGGAGUCCUGGUAGCAGUAUCAGUACAAAUGAAAACUAUUGAUCUCUCCUAAAUGAGGGCUGUUGCCUCUAUAUGUGAGGUGCUAAGAUUGCCAGGCAAUCAACACCACCAUGAUGUUGUUUUUUAACAGCAAACAAAAGAAAUACCUCUGAAUUUUAUCAUGAUACUAUCUAACAUGGAAUUAAAAGGCAGAUUAAAAACAUAUUCUUUCAUGAAAUCCACACUAAGUUUUGUUUUGUACAAGACGCAAUGCUGGAUGUUGGUGUUGUAUACACGUCCUUCUCUCUAUACAUGGCUGAUUACUGUACGCUUUGUAAGUUUUAUUUCUAAUAUUCUGCACUUUCUACUUACUGUUGCAAUUUCGGAUUUAUCCAUUUUUCAUCCCUAUUUCUAUUGUCCUUCCACUAAUAUUUGUAUUUUUCCAGAGCAAGUGUAAUACUGUAAUGACUGAAAUCCCCUCUAACUGACAGACUCCCAAACUUCAAGCUGAACAACAAUGCAAAGUCAGCAUUAUACAUAUACGUUACUAUUUUUUUCCACUAUGCUAUUUGUUCUUUUAUUUAUUUAUUUAUUUAUUGUAAAAUGUGAAUUAUUAGUCAGUUUCUAGUUAUUUCAAAGAAUACAAACUGGUAGAUAAAAGGUUGUGGCUGCAUUGUGGCUUUGGCAGAGACAUAAUUCUGGUCAAGUUACUGGACAAACUACAGGACUGUUAAUGUGACAUCAUCGAAAUUCAUUGUUGAUUCAUUAUGAGACAAACCCUCUACUAUGGCAGCUACAUUUUGUUCAUAUCCUCCCCUUUUUGAGUGGAAAUCUGUUAAAAGUCAAUUAAUGAAACUGUGGAGCUUGUAGGGUGGAGGACUGAUGUGUGAAGGUGACCCACUUCUCCUAGUUUAGCCCAUGUCUGUGUCUCUACCCUCAGGCCUUCUGCUUUAUUCCGGGCUUUAACCUGCAUACUGUUCUCAAGAAGUGAGUGUGUUCGUAAUGAAGGGAGGAUGCAAAGGAUUUUGUGUCAGCCCAGGAUUCAUGUUUAUGUCUUUUCUUUUUAGACUUUAAGAUCCAAGUUUAUCAUUCUCUCUUCAUCUUUUUAACUCAGUCUGUCAUAAUAACCCGGCAAAGUCAGAGCGUCCAGCUUCCAUAUAAAAACACUUAUUUUUGUCAAUAUGAUUUCAGCAUCAUAGUCCAACCUAUAUGAACACAAAGACUCUGAAUGGAUUUCAGAUAAUAACAGGGCUAGCUCACUCAGGCCAAAGAGGAAACCCAUUUAUAAAAAGAAAUUCAUUAUCUUUUUUAAAGUAAAUGUGUCAUAAAUAAAUGUGAGGUUGUGUUUGAAGAAGUAUUGUCAGUGGUUGACCUAUUGAUUUUCAAAUGAGCUAUAAUGUCUUGGUUGUGUGGUGAUAAUACAUAAAGACAAAAUCUUUGCUGCUCCCCAUCCCCCUCCUCACUGAGACAGAGGGGGUCCCUCCUCCCCAUAUAUCUGCUCCAUGUGCAUGUCGAUGCACUCUCAAAUAAAUCUACAUAUUUGUCCAUGUUUAAUUGUAUGCAUCACUGUGCGAACGUCUGGGUAUCGCUCACACAUGUCCGUGCAUGUAUUCUAUGUGUUAGAGGGCGAACUCUUCCUCCUCCCUUUUACAUCCACUGCAAUACAACAUCUCUGCCUAGCUUUGCUAUUGGUUGCUACGGUAACAAAGGCACAGAGUGGAGUGGCUGCAGCAGCGAGAGAGCAAGCGAAAGACGGAGGGAAAACAGAAAAAAAAGAGGCAGAGAGAGAGAGAUUUUUGCCUGUAGACCUAAUCACAACAACAUAAUACAUCGGACAACACAGUUCAGACACAGAGACGAGCAAAACGUCAUUACCACAGAAAAAUAUGCUGAGAUUUGAUUUGUCUAAAUUUUGUCUCAUGCAUGAUCACGCACUCAUAUCAGAGGAUUAAUUAUUGGCUGCGCUGAUUCUGUGUGCUGCACAGGUCAUGGCUCAUGCAGCUUGACAACUGUGCUAGCAGUAUUAGACACAUUUGGGUUUUGUUUAGCUGCUCAGGCCUGUGAUGUUUAUUUCUCAGUGUUUCCUCUUAUUCAAUGGGCGCUCCUCUGUAUGGAUGGGUGGGGGUCUUUAUUCUGUCUGUGUUUAGCAGGAGGGAAGUGUAUUGAUCUUGUUUAGCAGCUCAACUAGUUGAUAUGCCUCGUGCAAAUAAGAUGAAGAAGCCUAAGGAUAGGAUUGUGUGAAACACAGAAUACAAUAUUAUCAGAUAAAAAUAGAAAAGAAAAUGAAAAAAACAGCUGAUCAACUGAGAAAGUGUGUUAUUGUGAAUGUGUUUGUUUCGAUAUUCCUCAAGUUUUUGCAUUUCAUAUUAGUAAUACAACUCUCUACAAGGUUAAUGUACACAUUAUUUUUAACUUCUGUGAUUUUGAGUGUCCUACACUAUUGUCACACCACAUGGUGCACUGUCCACUACCUUAAAGUCCAACCUCCUCCAUCAGAUGAUAUUCUCUUCAAAGAUUGUUGGUCAGCCCCUUCAGAGACUCUAUGAAUCAGCCUCCAACAAAAACAUGCUAAGGCCCCAACCAUGCUCUAAAUAUGAACUAUUACCAUCUAACCCGAGACAGGCUCUUGUGUCUCAAUAAGAAUGUGCCAUCUCCUGUUUGAAGUGUUGUAUUUUGUCACUUGUUUAUGUAUCUUGUCUUGCAUGUUGUAAAUGGAGCUGCAAUGUUGCAAGUUCAAUUUCGGACUGUGAUUCAUGUCUGUCUAUCUGUUAAAUGCUGUGUCAUACCCGUGAUGCCUAUUAGGGAUGCACCGAUCCAAUAUAUGGAUCCAAUAUCGGCUCUGAUAUUGACAAAUUAACUGGAUCGGAUAUUGGAGGAAUGACGCUGAUCUAGCAUUCCAAUCCAGUUUUUUUUUUUCCUUUUAAUUAAUUUUUCUUUUAAUACAUAGAAGUCUUACUUCUUUUUGCUGUGUGCUAAUGUGCAAUUUUUUUAUUUGUUAAUCAGUAAUAUUGAGUAAAUUUAUAUCUGUGUUAAUUUGUUACCUUUUUUUAACAAGGCUAAUGUCAAGCCUGAUGCCUUCACUCACAGGGCAAGGUAUACAGUUCAUUCAUUCAACAGUAGCAUUGGAUCAUUAUUGGAUGGAUCAGUGCAUUUCUAAUGCCAAUGUGCAGUUUGAGCAUAGAAUGUAUUUCUAGUUAAAGCCAAGGGAUAACCUCUUGCACUGAAAAAAUGAAGUCAGUGUGGGGAUGCGAAAAAACCUUAUUAGGUCUCCUGUGAAGUCCCUUUUUUGCAGUGUAAACUGAAUGAACAUAUAUCAAGCCUGCACAAAAUGGUUACAGGUUCAAUAACUCAUUUCUACCUUCAGUAAAGCUCGAAGUGGGGUGAAUUCAUUUAUAACAUGUCUGUUGUGAUUAUAUAAAGGCUGACUGUUAAAAAUAAAUGUCCAUAAUUAAUAGCAUGGCUGUUGGACUGACAUGUGGGCACGUUGUAGCUGUUUGCCAGGAGGCUUUAGUCCUGCCUCAGCUCCACUUCUUUUGGCAGUUUCCAGAUUGAAUGAAAGUUAGGUUGAGUCAGCAAUCCAAUAUGACGGCUGCCAUUGUUGGGCUCUAUAUUACUCCUCAGAAAACAAUAGGUGACGUCACUGAGACUACAUCAAUGUUUGACAAAGUCAGUGGUUAAAGACAGCAGUCAGUGUUCUCCCUCUGGUGUUUACAUUAUUGAUCCCCAGUCUUCAAACCUUGGAGUUAAGACAGGUUUUAUAUAAAGUAAAAAAACAACACCAGCAUCUCUUGAAGAAAAAAGACCUCAGUAAAUGGUGCUCAGUCCCCCCUGAAGAGGCCAGAACAUAUGGACGGCCUGAUAAGAGAGGCAUGAUCAGGUGACUCGACUUCUCCAGAUGACCUGCUGAUUGGUUAAUGAUGUGAGCGUUAGCAGGUGAUUCGCUAAUGGGUUGCCUGAUGAGGCUAGAUUAUAGCGUGUGUCUGUCGCCUUCAUUACAUGCACCCUGUGAUAGCCAUGUCAGUGUCACACCUUUUUGAUCCUAUCACGCCAACACAGUCUGACUCUAAAAGCAUAACACCCUGUCUCCAGUCCAUUUUCUCCUCCCUUGAUUCCCUCAGACUUUGUUUGUUACCAGCAGGAUCAUUUUUAUAGCUUGAUGAGCUCAGACAGUCUUGCAGACAGUAUCCCGUUUCCUCAUUUCUUCUUUUAUCCUUCAUCUGUCUGCAGGGACAACUCAGAAGCCUUGAUAAUCAAACGUCAAAGUGCUGCCCUCAAACCUCUUUAUAUAGCUAACGGUGUUAAAAAUACUGUCUGUGCCAUGAGACUGACCAGCAGCGGCAGCAGAGCUUUAACAUACUGGUCUUGGCCCAGAUCUGAUGGUUUACCCUAUGGAUCAAUAACCUUAAUCAAUAUGCACUCUAAUGAGGAGGCUCCAUCAAUGAUUGGCGGCAGGUAUGUAGCAUGUGGAGUGAAUUUAUGUGUGUGAGGAACCCAGAGUGAGGAAGACAGGAGGGAUGGUUGGCUUUGAACCUGAGGAUUUUUAUCUUUUUGAGCCAUGUGUCACUGACCAACAUUUCUAUUUUUCAAACACAAACAGUUGUCCAGACAAAAAAGCAUUUGGCCUAUGAAAUGUACAGAAAAUGUUUAGGGAUAAUUUGGGCAUGAUCAUCAAAACUGUUUGUUUUUUUAUGAUUUAAUAUUUGCUGGUUUACAAGACUCUGAAAUAUAUUUUACAAAUGAAAAGAUCAGAGUGUUAUAAUGCAGCUAGAGUUGUAAUUUAAUGUGCAUAUAAGAUGAUGAGACUUUUCUGGCCUUGUUAAUGUAAAACAAACAUUAAAGUUGCUGCUGUAAAAUGAACAAAGAUCAUACAGCUCCAUGUUGACACACCGAUGUGUGUUUGUGUUUCUUUGUACUGUGGUUGUAUAGAGAUUGUAGGAUGCCAUAAGGAAUUAUCAUAUGCAGUUGGCCUUGAUUUGGGCUUUUCUUAUUUCUCUAGUUUAUGCCUACAAGUGUCCUUUAUCCCCUGUCCAAACAGACCUUUUAGAAAGAUAUACACAUUCAUCUGGAUGCAAAAGUGGUGGGAGAUGAAUAAGUGGAUAGUUGGAUAAGUACAAAUGUGUUUUGGGCAUUAUGACUUCCAAAUGAGGCAUGCCAUCCAACUGGAAUACAGCAAAGAUUUGCAUAAAAGCUGAAAUAUAGAUUUCAGUUUAUUUGUGUUUUUACACAUCCGUGAUCUCAAACUCAGAGAGACAAUGCAGUCUAUUUGCUAUAUUUGAAUGAAAUCCGGUUUUAAAAAUCAUGUCUGAUGCUUGUUGCUUUAUCGCUCUACCUCACCACCCUAACCCCAAAUGGGAGGGUCUAAUAGCAGAGGAGGUCAGGAAGGAAACAAAUUGAAAAGAGACUUUCUGUGGAAUCCCACAGAGUUUCAUUAGAUCAUCUUAAUUUCUAUUUGCCAAUUGGCACUAUUAUAAGUUCUUUAAUUGAGCUAUUAUUAGAUCUCAUCAGACACCCAGAUUUGUUCAGACAACCAGGCUCUUCUUUUCUUUUUCAAAGCAGUCUUAUGGAGAAUUAGUCAUAAGAGAUAAUUGUAUGAAAUGAUUGAAAUUGUGCAUCUUCUGUAAAGAUCUGACUGAGUUAUGAUUCAGAAGCAGUGCAGUUUUCGGCUUUGAUGAGCACAUGACAGAUCUAUGAUGUCCAAAAGAUAGUAUAAGCAGGUGGUCAUGCAAAUCCAUCUGCACACCCAUCCUCUAAUAUACAUUAUUUCACUGGUUUUAUCUGGCUAUCAACUAAAGACAAACAAUAUAACACAAAACCAUAUCAUUUAAAUAAUAAUUAUUCAUUUAUACAGCUGAAAAAAAAUGAGUUCUCGGGGUCAGUUACACUUCCCUGGACACAGAUUCUUACCAGCAUCCUCAAAGGACAAAUUAAUAUUGAACUGAACAUCUCAAUUCACUCUCUUUAGCUGGCUUAUUGCUUUGAUUUACAUGAAACAGAAUAUUUUUAUCUGAGGUCUGCAUGCUGUGAACAGGAAUUUUGUGGGAAUAUUUUUGUUCAUUAAUAUGUCUAACUGUCCUUCUCAUGGGUUGCUACACCACAUACUGUAUUAAUGCAUCAGCGACCUUUAGAUGUAGCUCUGCUGCUGUUGCCUGGAUUGCAGGACAGGAUCUUGCUCCACUUUUACUCCCUAACAGAGAUUUUGUAGGCUCCUGUAACUCCUCAGGCUGCUUUUUUUACCCAGUUUCAGGACUGUCCUUAGAUGGGUACUAACACUUUUGCCACAACGUCAACAGGCAGAGCUGAAAUGUGCCGGACCUCUUCCCACAGAUUGAUUUGACUUGUCAUGUGUGAUCAAGGGUGUCCCGAUAAAACUUUUUUACUUCCAAUACGAUACCAAUAUUGUAGUCUUCAGUUUUGGCCGAUAACGAUAUGGAUCCCUAAUUGGCAUAAACUGACACAUGACAAGUUUUGCUCUCAGCUACGUCUUUUUCAUAAUUAGACAAAAAAAUACUGCCACGUGGCCGACAUCACUCCUACUCCUUGCUACUUUGUUAGUAAAUUAGUACACACUGCUGCUGUGAUCACGUGGGCUCUGGAUGUUGGAUUUGUGCACUGAGAGAUAGAGGUGUCGGGAUGGAGUCUGGAAUGGACUCCUUGUAUCUGAGUGCUGAUAUCGAAGAUUUUAGAUGCUGGCCACUAUAAUCCAAUAUUAGUUUUUUUUGCUGAUAUCAGACCGAUAUCAAUAUCAGAUCGGAACACCCCCUAUGUGUGAUCAGAUUGUCUCUGGCAUAAUCACUAUUAUCAUGAGUUUCUAGCUAAUUUUUACCAAGUAUCUAAAACAGCUUGGUGACAAUCUCACAUGUUCCAUUUAAUUUCCUUCAUUCCGUCAAAACAAGCGGAAUUUCAUUGUGGGAUUUGGCACGUUCUUAUGAAAUGGCCUUCAGGAAAUGAGGCUGACCCCAAACCCCAAUCAGUUCUAGUCCAAGGAAUUCCAAUAGAGAGUCAGAGCGAGCAUAGCUUCCUCCCCCCUCAGGGCUCCUCCAGUGCUUCCGAUGAGGAGGAGGCUCAGAGAUGUCAAACCUGCAAUCUUUUGGUUUGAAUUUCAUUAGAAGUGGCCUCGGGUGUAUAGUCUGCAGCCCCCGUCUCCUCAGUAGAGUCUUCGAACAGCCUGUCACUCAAACAUGUACACACUCUGAAGUGUUGGCAACACAGAUGAAUGUGCUUAUGUACCAAGUAUGAGCGUUUUACAUCUGGUUGCAUCUGUGCACUUCAAAUAGCAGUUAUCAUCACCUUAGCAACAAACACAUCUACCUCCCUACCUGCUUGCCUUUCUAUCUUUGAUAAACAGUCCUAUUUUUUUUUUUUCACAUUGGAACAGACAAGCAGAGAGAUAGAAAGAAAGAGAAAUGAAGAGAGGAGAAGAGGUGUGGGUGAUGGAGGGGGAGAGAUGGAGGAUGAAAGCAAAAAGCGGGGGUUGGGGGACAUGCUUUUCAGGUUGAUUUGAUGGGAACAGAAUCAUACUGGUAUUUUUUUCAGUUUCUAACCUUUCUUUUUAUGUGCUCAAUCAAACUCCACAUUUUCCAGGGAUUUAGCGGCGCCCUCAGCAAACCCAAGACAAAACCUGAGUGCUCCGCCCUUUUCGUUCCCCUCAUUUGUCGUGCCUUUUCUUUCCCGUCCUUUGUUUCUCUUCUUCUUUCAAAGUAGUCUCACAUCAAAGAUGCAAGCUGUGCAGCUGAGCCACAGGCAUUUGGAGUAAAUGCACAGAAAAGCUUCUACAUUUUAAUGUGUGUUUGAUGGUGUAGCUGACUCGAUUUAUGACUGGUAGUAAGUUAUGAGAAGCAGUGUAAGUCUGCUGUCUCUGUGUUAAAGGUGAGACAGAUGCUCAUGCACAGCGGGGAGUCUGAUUUUGAUUGUUCACCCCUCAAGGUAGAUUUUCAGCUAAACCAGCAGUAUAAAGAACGUGUGAGUGACUGUUGAUCAUUCCAACAUUUCAGUCCUGAAUGACCCUGAGUUUUGUUCUAACAUUCAAUGCCAGCAAAGUAUUAACUCACCGAACUUUGGUCAUUACACAAUUUUUCAUUUAGCACUAUGAUAGGUCAGAUAAUUCAAUCGAUUCAGUACCUUGAUUUAUGACCAAACACCUGUACAAAUAAGCUCAUUUAACCUCGGCUGUGAGAAUGUUACUGUGAGUAUACGCUUGUGAAACUGAUAAACAUGAUUGUAAAUUGACUUAUUAGUAAUGUCACUGAGUGCUACUUAACAUGUUUUUGUAGAUUUUUUCAAAAGUGGUUUGCCAAAAUCUGUAUUGAAGUACAGUUUUCACAGAGCAUGACUGCAGACUUUCAGGUCAGACUCAGACUGCGUGAGUUUUAGGAUUACUCACAUGUGUUAAGCGUUUUCCCAUAUGGUAACAUAACAGAAGCAGGGUUUGUGACCUUUACUGCAGCAGCUCUUUCAGACAAGUGGAUAGUUAUGAUGCCCAUUUUAUACACCUCUUUAGACAAAAAAGAAGGAUUAUGGUGUGGGACCUUUGUGGGACGGAUAUCCAGCCUAAGUUAAGUAUUAACAGACCCAGUCUUGUAACCCAUGAACAUUUUCAGAGUUGCCGUGAUAGUUCACUGAGACGUUUUCAAGAAGAAAAGCCUUGUCCUAAGGCUAAUGUCAGCUAGCAUGCUGUUGUUGACAGAAAACACCUACUUUUAGUUCUUCCCUGUGACUAGACCAUCAAAAUGGACCACUUCACAUAAAACACUCUCCUAUCCAGACUUGUCAAACAUUUUGCUUGUUAUUUCUGACUGAACUUAUCGCCUAGAGUAUGAAAAAGUAUCAGCCUACAACAGCAGGUUGUUGCCAGCCUCAGUUCAGUUUACAUUGCUGUGAGAUCUCAAGAGAGAUCACAUAAGGAAUGAUCCUUAUACUUGUGUACACUUAAUAUUGAAUAAUAAUAUCCUGCAGUGGGUGGUGCACUAUUAUUUUAAUAUCUUUAAUGUGUGCAUGUUUGAUAUUAAAGAUGAUAGUUUCUGUUUCGUUACACAACAUGUGCAAGAUGCAAACAUAUUUUUAAGUAUCAUUGAAAAAACUAUUGAAGUCUGAGCCUGGCCUAGUCUUCCUUUGUUUAUGUAUAAGUAUUUCUCACACUGCAUGACCCUACUCUGGCCCCAUAAAGAGAAACCUGUUCCCUUUCUCUUUAGGCUGCUCAUGAUUUACAGUCAUGAACUUCGACCUUUCCAAAGACCUUCAGCUUUCUUGUCUCGGUAACUUUUUUCUCUCUGAUUCUUCUAUACUCUUCCUGUGUUCUAUGCAGACCAGUAUUUUUGUAAUUAUUUGGUGGUUAUUAGCUGUAGUGUAACCUUCAAAUGUCUGUGUAGACAUAUGAAGACAAUUAUUGAAGGAGACAUCACCACCUCUCAGUGGCUUUGUAAUCCUGGGAAUGUUUUGUGUCCUGGCGUGUUAAAUGGCUGUGAGCGUCUCCUUCAAUUCAAACUGUUUGACAAUGAAGUGACAUUUCUGACAAUAGAUCCCCAUUACAUCACCCAGCAGACAAUAGAUGCACAUUAGCUCCCUGCUGGAGCCAGGUUGGUGGCAGCAGUCACCCUGCUGCACUUCUGACCCUGUGCUUUGCUCUCCCACACACACACACAAACACACACAAACACACACAAAUACACACAAACCUGUUCAAGAAGAAAUCCGUCAAAAUGUCAAUACGUGCACACUCCCAUGCUCACACUCUGAAAAUAUUGAGUUCACAAUGAUGACACUUUUCUCUCUCCUUUCUUUGUGUUAACAGUACAUGUGUGUUGCUACCAUGGCGACCAUGGCCCCUCCCCUCACAUUUCUUCUCCUGCUGCUUCAACUGGCUGAUGGCUCAUUCCCAGAGGAACCCAGUCCGCUCAGCUACGUCCCCGUUGAGGGUAUGUUUCUCCCUCCUGAGUUGCGUUGUGUGUGUGUAUGUGUGUGUGAAUGUAUAUAAAGCAGUGAUAAAUGGCUCCAUGGUGGAUGUGGAAAUCAGGGGUCAAGGGUCAGAGCCUUGGUGUGAAGUUGCUUUGAAGCUAUCCAGGCAUGCAGAUAAAUAAAGAGACAUUGCUCUGUCUCUUCAUGGCAGGAUUCAUAAAACAAGAAAGGCACAAAGAGAGGAAAAAGGGGAGAGAAAUGAUUCUUAUAGGUGUUGAGAGGUAGAGGAAGAUGAAAAAGAGGGAGACAAUUGGAUCGGAUGGGGUGCUACAGAUGACGAGAGAGAAGGCUGAAGGGUGGAGAAGAGAAGGGAAGGAGACAGGUGGAGAUGGAUAGCUACGUCCUCUCGCUCCCUCCCCUGCAGUCAAGGACGAUGAGACAUUUUUCCAAUCUGUCUCCUGAUGAUGAGAGCUCCCUGUAGAGGCUGUUGUCCUCCUCUUUAAAAGUUUCAGAUACCGAUGCUGCUGCUUCCUCGCUCCACCUCAUCUGAGCUCUGUUAUUUGUCUGAGAAACAGUAGGAGGAAUGAGAGAAGUGACAAUGUACGGACUUUUCUCAUCAUGGAGCCACACGCAUAAAAAAGUGAUUCUAUGUGAUGUUACUGCAAGACUUUUUAAUAUCUGUAAUACCUCAACUACACUGUAGAAUCAGGACUCCUCCAUAACAAUCAUAAGACAACUGCUGCUUUAUAAUCAGUCUCACAUCAUUCACAUUAUUAUUUAUUCAAGUAUAUUUUAUUGUAUUGUAACAAAGAAGUUAUCGGUCCCAAGUCAAAAGUUAAAGUACUCAAAAAAGUGCGAGCAAGUUUGAGUUUGCUUGCAAGUAUUUUCUCUUCAAUUUAAGCACCAAAGAUGAAACAAUUGGAGCCAAAUAGUCAUAUGGUCCAAACAGUCCUCCUUUCACACCAAGUCUAACCUCCAAAAUGAGAAUAACCAAUCACAGUUGAGGAUUUUAAGGUAGUACCAGGGGUGGCCUGUCACAUUUAACGGGGGGUCUAUGCCACUCUCGACCAUGGCUCUGACUUUGCAAUUUUACUGCUGCAUCUUAUCUUGUUUUUUUAUAAUCUCAUUAUGCUAAAACUGAGUGUGUUUCCCAAAAUGCCUCAAUAGUAUCUAUCUACAAGGUAAAAGGGAAAAAUAGUGUGUUGUUUUUUUUGUUUUUUUAUCAGUGUUAUAAUUUCUGAUGUUGUAUAAGAUUAUUUUUGUUCCAUGGGUAAAUAUGAGCAAGAAUUAUUCAUUAGUGUGUCUGUGUGCUCGUGUCAGUUGUGCGUAGGUAUCCAGUAUUCCUGGGCAGAGCUCAUCGUUCAGCUCAGAGACAGGAGCUGCACAUCCAGACGGUCCUCCAAGUCAACCGCACACUCUACAUAGGAGCCAGGUAACCAACGGCAACCGCCUCCAACUGUGUGUUUCUGACGCUCACACAUUAAUAUCCUUUUGCUUUCAUUUGAUGCCACAGCUUCCAUCUCCUGUCACUCUGCAGAAGACAUUUUGAGUUUGUACCAGUGAGGAGGAUGAAUUCAAUCUUGUUAAAUGUCAAGCUAAAGCUGUUUGUUCACUUUAGUCUUUCCUGUGAUAUAUGGAAAUAAGAAUUUUAUUACACCUGUAGGAGACAGAUAGGGGUCUCUGGGCCAGGUCUGGUUUUCCAUCACAAAUAUUUAGGUUUCAAGUGAAAGUCAAAAGAUUGCUGACUUAUUUAUACAAAAUGAAAAUAAAAGGCUUAUAUAAUUCCAAAUAAAUGUGACCUAAAAGCAUCUAAACCUGCACCCACAUGAAGAAAGAGGCAGACUGUGCCUGGUGAUGAAAAGGCUUUUAAAUGGACCGAAUCAAUAACACAAAUGAAUGCUAAAAUCCACAUCAUUUGAAUUAAAAUUCCGCAUUUUGAACAGUUUUUAUUUCAUGGCUGCAACAACGACAGAUUUCUGUCUCAAAAAAAAAAACACAAACAGGUGGCCGUCUCACAGAAAUGGUUUGUUUACAACAACAACAACAUCAACAGUACUUUCAUUUAAUCAUAAAUGAGGCUGACUGCCAUUUUUGUGCACCACAAAUACAUUCAAUUUAGUUUUCCUUUGCCAAAUGAGUAUUAACAUAAGCUGCUGUAACUCUGUAAGCCCUCAUUUACUAAAUUACAUCUGAUGUCCGAUAAAAUCCGAAAACAAGAUCUUUUGUCAAUCAGAUUUGAAUUCUCCACUCCUGUAAAAUGUCCGCUCCAGAAUGAACAAAGCUGAAAAAACAAUUCAUUUCUUAUACAACAUUGAUCAACAUUGAUACGUGUUAAUUCUCAUGAGAGUACAUAGUACUGUCUAUUUUUGUAUUUCAUCGCCACUGGUUUGUUGCAUCUUUUGCAGAGAUGAUUUGUACAGAGUGGAGUUGGAUAACAUGGCAGGUGAAGAGAUGUUCUACAGUAAAGUAAGACUUAUUCUCUCAUUCACACACAAAACCAAGCCUGCACUAAUGUUAAUGUCCAGAUACAUUCAUACUGUACAAAACAUGCAGACUGUGCCUUAUUCUUUUUGCAGAAACGGACGUGGGAAUCCAAUAAGAAUGAUAUUCGAGUGUGCCGGAUGAAGGGCAAACAUGAGGUACAGCGCCAGUACACAACACUCUGACUUUGAGAUCCACUCUCCCAUGCAUCAAUACAAUCUACACAAUCACACGCAUGGACGGACACAACAGCUGUUAGAGAAACCUUAUUUCCUGUGGGUGCACCUGCAUGUGGUAUUUACACAAAUUUGAUCUUGUUGAUACAGAAUCAGCACAUCACUUAAUCACGCCAGAGCGGUGAAACGUUACCCAGUCCAAAAGGUGUGUGAAGCUUGAAAGCCAUUUUUCUGCACACCUGCAUAAUGCCAGAGUUUUCAUGGCCCGUUAGAAAGUGAAUCAAGCAAUGGUCUCUUUAUAAAAAAGCGAUCAUACACAGUAUUCUGAUACAUGAAAGGCGUGUGAUCAAGCAUAAAUUAGAAAUAGAUGUUAUGUAGUGGCAUGGAUUCAUCCCAAAAUGUACAAAAUUAUCAUUCACUUUGUAAACAUUUUUAUCUGACACCACACUUUGUUACUCGUUUGCAAUAGUAUACAGUAGAAGUAGAGUGUUGAUUUAUUUUCAUAUAAUUUCUUUCCAAUUCAUCAGCAUUUAAAAAGAAAACAGAUGGUAAAAACCCAGGGGAACAUGUAGACAUAUUUUAGGGGACAACAACACAUGAAACACACCAUUAGCCACUGAGAGACAACAGCUUAUAUGAGACUUCAACCAAUUUAAAGCUAAGUAUAUCUGUUAGGCUAAUACAUCAUAUAGCAGUUAAACUUAUUCCCGACUGCUCUGGUUAAAAUUGUAGCAGUGUUCAUUAAUUCCAGUCGAACAUUACUGUUUAAAAAAUUUUCACUAUUAAUCUAUUCAUGGCCACUACCAAACUUAGCAAGCAAAAAGAUAAGAUACUAUCAUGUAGUAUCUACAUGUUGUGUAACAGUAGUAUUCAGUUAAUCACUGAAAAUGGGGGCGGCAAUAGCUCAGGAGGUAGAGCGGUCGUCCAAUAACCUGAAGGUUGGAGGUUUGAUUCCCCCCUAUCCCAAGUCUGUGUGUUGUGUCCUUGGGCAAGAAACUUAACCCUCCUUGCUCCCAGUGUGUGUCCUCCACUGGUGUAUGAUUGUGAGUGUUGUGUGGUGGUGGUGGUCGGAGAGGCCGUAGGCGUUUCCGUCAGUCUGCCCCAGGGCAGCUGUGACUACUAAGGUAGUUCACCACCACCAAGGUGUGACUGUGUGAGCAAAUGAAUGAUGUAUCCAAUGUAAAGUGCUUUGAGGGUCUCUGAUAAAGCGCUAUAUUAAAUCUGAUGUCUUAUUAUUAAUCAACAUUAGUGUUUGAUGGUUUCAGGUGACAGCACAGUUGUUGACAGAAAAUUUGUCAGAUAGGUUUUCAGUGCUUCCUUUAAGCUCACUGUUGUUACAGCAACAUUUAUUCAAUGCACACAUUCUUUGUGUUUCUCCAUACAUUAUCAUUAGCUGUUGUUCAUGUAAGAGAUGGGUAACUUAAAGUAAAAGCUGGUUUUUAAAACUCAGAACACUGAGUUGAAUAACAGCAUCAAAGUUUCCCACCCUGGGUCUGAUAGAGAAAGAUGGUCAUCAUGUUAACUUUGUGAACUCCCAUCAGCAAAGUGUAAAUCUCAGUGGAGCCAAGGAAAAAGAGGAAAAGCAAAAUAUAAUUGAGCAAACUGAGAGUGACACAGCCCCAAGAAGGAAAAAAAGUAUUCGAAACCAUCUGAGGAUAAGAGUCAUAAGUUGAAAUGGGAUGCGUGUGGGUGGUGAAAAAGUGAGGAAAGACACAGCAAGAUGGGGGAAGCCUUCAGGUAGCAGGAAAGGGUAGACAGUACAACAAAAGGAACAAAUGUGAUGUUUCAAAGAAGACAGGUGAAAGAAGAAAACAUGUGAGUGGGAAAAAAGUAAUUAAAGUUGUGAUAAAAGAGCAACAAAGGCAGGGGGGAAUGAGUGGCCUGAGGUGGGUGGGAAGACAGUGAGGGCAAGAGAGGGAGAAGACAAACAGAAGAAAACAAAAGACAGGAGGGUGAAAACUAUCAGGUGAGGUCUGCAAACUUCACCAUCAGCAGCUUGUACUUACAGUCUGUUGGCAUCUAUUGGGAAGUGUUUGUUUACUGAUUCAUUUACAUCAUAACAAAGAAAGCUACUUUGUCAUGCCAGACAUCUUAAAUGCCAAUGCAAGGAACUACAUAACUGUGAGUGCAAGCUGCUGAUGGGGAACUUUGCAGAUUUCACCUGACAGUUUUCACCCUUAUGUCUUUUGGAGGCUCAAUGAAUUAGGCAAUAAAGUUGCAAAAAUGCCUAAGUCGAAUGCAUCAAAGAUUACAUUUGUUGGAAGUAUGAUUUUGCUUUCUAAUAUGCAGAGUUAAACCUGUGUCACAUAUUUCUUUAACAGCUGGAGUUGGCACCCUGUCAGCUGACCCGGCUCCACCUACCAGCUAAUUUAAAAAUCACCUAUUAUACAUUCAACACCUUUUUGUUGCACACAAAAGGACAUUUUUCAUGGGUAGUUAUGCCGGACUACUUUUUGGCUUGAAGCAGUUUCUGCAUCUGCUAUUUGUCUGACAAUGGUUGUACUGAUUUCCUGACGUUAUGAAUUAGCUUAGCUAGCUGUUUUGUUUUGUUUCUGCUGCAAGUCUCUCCCCAUUUUUAAGCUAAGCUAACAGGAUGCUGGUUCUGACACAACAGCUGUACAUUAUUAGGAUUGCUAUAACUCUUGACAUCCUUCCCUAGCUAAGAAAGUACAUGAGCUUGCUUCAAAUCACGGCAAACUAUCACUUCUGUCUGUGCUUUUGUUGCUAUGAUGUGAAAAAUUUGGACGAGGGUAGAAUGCUAGUUGUUGUUAGCAUGUACGCAAUUAAUAUUUGUGCAGAGUACUCUUAAACUCAAUCCCAGCAGGAAGUAAUCCUCCAAUAUGAGACAGAUCACACAGCGAGUAACAGAAGUUAGCAUUCUUCAACUUUAACAAGACACUACAACAUUAGCUCCCCUCCUUCAGGUUCAUUGAAGAGAAUUUUUUUCCCCCCAUCUUUAUAAGUUCAUGUAAUCAGACACUGGUGUUUAGUACAAUGACAAAGGAACCAUUCAGCUGACCAGCAUCACAUGUCAGAUUAAGUGGAAGGUACCAGCUUUGAAUUACAACUUCAUCAGCACCCGCCAGUUUGAAGAUAGCUUUGAAACCCUUGUUCAACUAGAUGGAUUGUUAUUUCCUUUUAAGACUGUCGUAAUCUGUAUUUGUCUUGCCUCUUCUUACUGGUAGUUUUAGGCUUACCUUAAGUUCAUAAUAGUCUCUUUCAAGUUGGCCAGUUCUGUGUGAUUUUCCUCUUCUCUUAAAUUUUUCCCUUUUGUGUUUUUUUUUUUCACCAACAGGGAGAGUGCCGUAAUUUCAUCAAGGUUCUUCUCAGCCAUCAUGGUGGUCUGUUUGUAUGUGGAACAAACGCCUUCAACCCGCUGUGUGCCAACUACACUGUUAGUAUCCUUCUUCUCUCAUCUUGUCUUUCUCUGUGAAUUUGCCAGUUUGUUUGUCUCAGUAAUUGUUUCCUGUUGCAGAGAGACACUCUUGAAUUGGUGGGAGAGCCUGUCAGUGGGAUGGCACGUUGCCCGUAUGAUCCGCGACAUGCCAAUGUGGCGUUAUUUGCAGGUAGAGCCAUGUGUUUGCACUAAAGAAUUCAAGGUAUCUAGCAGUCAUCCGGCUCAGUUUUCAGCUCUAGACAGUGGAACGUCUGCGCCCUUGUGUUUACCUUUGCAAAUGAUUUAUAGUCAGACCUCUCGACGCAUUGCUUGUUUGGUUUUAAUCUCCCUGACCUUGUGCUAUCUCCCAUCUGUAUCUUUCCCUUCUUCUUAAUCUCCUCCUCUCCUCUCUCUCUCUGCACUUCUCUCAGAUGGAAGUCUCUUUACGGGCACUGUGACUGACUUCCUGGCCAUCGAUGCAGUGAUCUAUCGCAGUCUCGGUGACAGCCCCGCCCUCCGCACAGUCAAACAUGACUCCAAAUGGUUCAGAGGUAUUUUUUUUUCUAAAUACAUGCACAAAUAACCCACCAGAGUAUUAUAUCCUCAAUAGACCACAUGGAGACGAAUAGCGGGAACCAUCACCUUUAUCUCUGGUUGUUGAAUGAAAGAAAAUUAAAGACUGUGGCUGUCUAUUCAUGAGUGAAAAAGAUGAUUCUGAAGCUGCAAUAAUGGGCUUUAUUCAGGGAACAAAACGUGAUCAGGUUUACAUUCGAUAGAAUCAUUAAAGGUGGAACACGCUCACAAAGACUGAUGUAUUGAGGUCAGUUGGACUCUGCAGCUUUAGGGUUUUAAUGAGUCUCUUACUCAAAAGGUGAGCCUGUUUUCAAUGGAGAAGAAAACAAGCAGUGUUAAGGUCGAAGCUGGAGCACUGAGGGAUGAAUAAAUGAUAAAUAAAGUUGAUCCUUUUGUCUGUGAUGAUAAAUUAAACAACUCGUGAAUGUUUCAUGAGCAAGGCUGGUGGACUUUAUGUUGAUGUGACUGUUAUUACAGCACCCUGUCAGGAACUUUGGAGGGCUGCGUCCGCCCUCAGGAAUCACAUUCUUACUGUUUUGCAUGUGUGACUGUGAGUAAAUGUGUGUCUGAUACAGUGUUUUCCUCAUUGGACUUUUUUCAGAGCCCUACUUUGUGAGCUCCAUGGAGUGGGGGCCUCAUAUUUAUUUCUUCUUCAGAGAAAUGGCCAUGGAGUUUCAUCAUCUAGAGAAGGUACUCUCACUCUUCAUCAGCUCCUUUAUUCCUUUUUUUAGCAGGGUGUUCAUUUGAUCGGUGCAUGUAUAUGUGCAUAUCACUUAGGCAUUUUGUAACAGAUUUAACCUUCCUCCUGUGUUAGCUUCAACUACGCACCCACUAUGUUAACGGGUCGAAAACAACCCAUGUCUUAAAUCAGCUGCAAAUUACACUAAAAACACUUUUUUAUCAUCCAAUUUGGUUCUCAUCUCUAGGUUAACUUGUUAGGCUUCAUAAUCCAUGAAAAUAUUGCUUACAAUAUUUUUUGUUGUGGUCCUCUGGGCCUUUCUUUGUCAGUAUACCCCCCACACAGACAUCUAUACUGAAUUGAUCUCCCAUGUCUGGACAUGCCUGAUGUUGUUUUUGUGCAGGGAAAAAACAGACAAAAUGAGAAUUUCCUAAACCUCACAUGAUUGGAAGAAGAUCUGACUGUCAGUGUGGUGCCUGGCAGCCACUUAUGAUUUUAGUUUUUGCUCUAAUUAUUAGAUAUCAAUCUAACCGGGUCAACAGCAACCCUAACACGACAAGUGCCAAACUUUUAAUAAGAGCAUUUUAUAAUUAGUCUAUUCAGUUUUAUUAUCUUUAUUUUGUUGAAAUAGAGGUUCCUGACAAAGUCAAAAAGUCUUGAUGCAAAAAAGCUCAUUUCUGUGUCUCUUUUAGGCAUUUAAAAACAAAAAUGGGUCGGUGCAGACCCUAACACAGGAGGAGGGUUAAAAGCAGAUAAAAGAAAUAUCAGUGCUACAAACCUUCAAAUGUAGGUUUGUUUAUAGAUGAUUAAAAUAACAAAAAUGUGAAGAUAUCAUGUGUGUUAUUAAGAUAUAAAAUAAAUGACAAAUAUAAAAUUCUAUUGGAAAAACAGAUGAGAUACAAACAAAGGCAAGAGUUCAAUCAAUCAAAAACACAAAUAUGAAAAAAAAGUCAAAGUCUCAUCCGUUCAACACCCUUUCUUCUCUUUUCUACCAUAAUCCUGAAAUGAAACUUAAUUCUGCAUCUUUUUCCAGGUUAUGGUGUCCAGAGUGGCUCGAGUUUGUAAGGCAGACCUGGGUGGCUCUCAGCGCGUCCUGGAAAAACAGUGGACUACAUUUUUGAAGGCACGGCUAAACUGCUCCGUCCCUGGAGAUUCGCACUUUUACUUUAACCUCCUACACGCCACCUCCGGCAUCAUCCGCAUGCAGGGACGAGACGUUAUCCUGGGUCUCUUUUCAACGCCGCCAAACAGGUACAGAACGGCACAAAACAUGCACACAAAGACCCAUCAGCAGUAUUUUUAUAGAAAAUAUAUAUUUAUAUUUUUUCUUCCUCUUCUCUUACUGUAGCAUUCCUGGCUCUGCAGUGUGUGUGUUUGACAUGCAGCAGCUCGCUCGUGUGUUUGAAGGCCGGUUCAAAGAGCAGAAAACCCCUGAGUCUAUUUGGACUCCUGUGCCAGACGAAGCAGUGCCCAAGCCAAGGUAUUAUUAUGGCAAUAUUGUGCAAAGGAGAUAAAUACAGAACUGGGCAGAAUACUGCAGCACUGCUUUUUCCGAACAUUUGUCUCGCACAGAGUCUACUUUUUCUUCUUCUAUAAGCCCCAGCUGUCCAUCACGCUGAAUUUUCACCACGAUUCAGCAAAUUUUCUAAAACAGCCUCUAGCAGCUUCUUUCUCCUCCUUUCUUUUUUUUAUGCUGUGUAUUUAUUAUCCUCUCUUUCUUGUUUUUAUCUUUCCAUGUCCGCCUGCAGACCAGGAGGAUGUGCAGUGCAGGGAUCCAGAUUUAGCUCCUCUACCACACUACCAGAUGAGGUGCUGAACUUUGUGAAGACCCACCCGCUGAUGGAUGAGACUGUUCCACUGCUGGGGCACAGACCCUGGGUGGUCAAGACUAUGGGACGGUACUCGAUUGUUUUAGUUUUAUAGCCCCCAUGUGUAACUUUUUACAGCGUGAAAAAGGAAAGCAUUGAUCUUCAAAGUGUGCUCUAGUCUAAGCCCAUAGGUAGGAUAGGAUGAUGUUUGUUAUUGAUCUGCUGUACUUUGCAAAAAAAAAAAGCUUUUCAGCUCUUUGUCUUACGCACAUACCCCUCCAUAGGUACCAGCUGACAGCCAUGGUGGUGGACACAGAGGCAGGUCCACAUAAGAACCGUACAGUCCUCUUCCUGGGCUCGACAAGAGGAACCAUCCUGAAGUUCUUAAUGCUUCCCAGCGGAGAUCCGUUCUCCCACAGCAGCGUGUUUCUGGAGGAGGUGGAAGGAUUCAACCCAGAGAAGUGAGUAGGAGUGAAGCUGUAUUUCUGCUUGAUCUCCAAUAAAUGAUCUAUUUCAGUUUGUUGCUCCAGGUAGAUCAGGUUUCUUGUUAUCAGUCUUCAUUUAAAAACUGGAGGGCAGCAGAAACCGUCUCCAGUUACACUUAAAGAUUAAAUUUAAAGAGUAACUAAUAAUAAAUGGCAACAUAUUGCAGCAGCUUAUAUCAUGUGUUUUCAUACAACACAAACCCCUAUAUACUGUAUUUUAUUGUUAUUCAACUAAGCUUAUUUAAAUGUAGUUAAUUUUACAUCGCUUAUCCUCCUACAUAUACAAGUUUGGACUUCAUUUCUGUGUCUCUAUAUUUCCUGAGAACCUGCUUCUGUCUAAACAAACAAAGAAAAAAUCCAUUCAUUUAUGUGUGUCUAUUAAUCCUUAAGAAAAGUACAGCACAGUUAGUUAUCCCAUCAUAUCUUGAACAUUUAAAUAUAUGAUUAAAAAUUCUGAUUAUAGGGUUGAAAUAAAUGAUAACUGUUAUUAUUGGUUAAUGGGUUUCUUUUCUUCUUAAUCCAUCUUAUAAGAAUAAAUACAAAGUUGUCAAAAAUAAUUAAGAUGUUUGUCAGAAUAUUAAAUUAAUAGUUAUUUUUGAUGUCCACAGUGUAGAGGCUUAUAUGAAGAAACAUUUGGUGUUUUUGUUUGAAACUACAGACUAAUUUGUAAUGUUGUGAUUAAAAUACCAGUUCUAAAAACCUAAAUGAUGAAACGUUCAUGUCCUGCAGACCAAACUAGUAUUUUCAGGUGUAUAUUUCCUGUCAAAUGAUCUUAUGACACUACCCUUGAAAUAAAGAGUCAAUAGGAGUAAAUUGUAAUGAGAAAACAGUCUAUUCAUGUACAGAGCCAAAUUUCUUUUACAAGUAUCUCAACCUUAAACUUACAAUUUUAAACUUAAAACUGAAGUGUCAACCUAAUUCUUAGGUCAAGCAAAAUACUGAGAGAUUUUCCUUGCUGUAUUGGCACCAACUUUACCCAUUACAUGUUCAUACUUUUUGCUUGUUAUUUUGUAUUAAUAAAUCUGGAUUUGGCAAGUCAGUGUGGAUUUAAUCUGGUGUUGUGAGUUGAAAUAUUUUGACUGGUAUUUCUACAAAUAAGCUGGAUAACACUUGCUAUUUUUGCAGUGAGUUGGUAGUUGUUUAUUUAACAUAAUGUGCCUUCUCUAACACCGAGAAACCUUUCAAACAUAGUUUUUUUUACCACCAAUAAAUCACAGAACAAAAGAAGAGAUGUGAAACCCUGGUAAACGUUUUGACAGAGUUCAGCUGCGGUCAGUGUGUCUGCAGUCCUCAAUAAAACUGAUGCUCUGACCGUUUAUAUCAAGGUCAAGGCCCAGAGUCUGUCUGUCUUGAAACAACAAUAAACAAGCCCUUUGAACCUGUCUCAAUUUGAUUUGAGGACAAACAGAGGACACUGACCUCGAUCUGCCUCCUGUCUACACAUGUGUCUCUCUCUCUCUCUCUGUGCAGGUGUGGUGAGGACUCUCCUCAAGCCCGUCAGCUCUUGUCUCUGUCACUGGACCGGACCAGCCACACCCUGCUGCUGGCUUUCCCCUCGUGUCUGGUUCGUGUGCCCACAUCUCGCUGCCACCUGCACUCACGCUGCAUGAAGUAAGAAAAAUUCUUUCUCUUUUUGGUCUCAGAGAGUGUUUUGUCCCGUCCCUCGAUGUUUCUCUGGCUGAUAACCGGGUCACUUGAAAUGUAGUAGUGGCCGUAAGCCAAGGCGCUGCUUACCGGCCAACUUUUGUUACUUACUCGUGCUCUCACUCCAGAUUUAUGCGCUUAUCCCGCUGAAACAUGUUGAGAUUCUGCUGUUGUUUCAUUCACCAAGGGAUAGUGUCUGUCAAAUUAGAGCCAGCUUGACUGGGCUAAUUUUAAUUAUGGGACCAUUUUUCCCUUGAAUAUAUCAUUUAGCUUGACAAAAGAGGCCUCAGGAUCCUUUUAAUCUGAGUUUGUAUUAAAAUACAUGAUUUAUUAUGAAUACAAAGAAGGCAUUUGUUCAAAACUGCACAUGUGAGAACAAUGUUUCCAAUAAUGUGACCCUGAGACCCACAGCAGCCAUAAAUCACUGUCAGAUACAGGAAACUCAAAACAAACAGCUGCUGGGUUCAGUAUGUGUGGCUGCUGUAUGUGAAGUGUGUUUCUGCUUUUCAAAGCAUAUCACAAUUUAAUCUCAUCAGUCCAGAGGGACACAGUAGUUAUCAUUUUUAAGUUAUAACGGCCCCUGAUACCGAACUCAAACCAUGUUAUCCUCCCUGUAGACAUUAGCUAGCUUAAACAGCCGGUCAGCAAGCUAAUGCAACUUUUGAAUUCACAGUUAUGAAUGUUCCCAGAUCUCUGAGUUUUCUGAGCGAAAUAGUCUAACAGCCACUGUCAGAAUCAGGUAAUUUACCGACUUUUUCUUAUUUCUUGUCCUGUGUGUGUGCAGGAGUUGUUUAGCCUCCAGGGACCCGUACUGUGGCUGGACCAGAGGGAGCACCUGCUCCUUCCUGAGACCAGGCACACGGUGAGACAACACACUCACACAAACACCAACCCUGUAAUCAUGUCCUAGCUCUUCAGGCCUGAUGUCUGCAAACCCCGUAUUAGUCCGUGUGAAGAGAGUUUUAUUGAGUGAGACUUUGCUGUAUGUUUAUUGAGAAAUGUCUGGUCUCUGAAUCAAAGGGCUGGCAGUUGGAUUUAAGUUCCCGCAGUCACAUGCCAAAGUGUCCUUGAGCAAAGCACUACAAUCCAGAUUGCCCCUCAUGGCAUAAUCAGCAGCCUGUGAAUGCUUGUGAAUGCUGACAGCAUCCUCUGUCAGUGUUUGGAUGUGGUGUGAAUGGGUGAGAGUGUCAUGUUAUGUCUUAAGUGCUUUUGAGUGAUAUGACCAAAAAAGUAACACACAGUCCACUGACAAUUUCAUGUUUUUGCACUUCACCCCAUCAAAUAGAACAUUUAUUUUAGAAUUGGAUGAUUGGUGGUUUGGGAUGUGGAUUGAUGCCUCCCUAUUUUGAAGCAAAUACUCGGACUGUUUUUUCUUUCACACUUCCCUCUGGACAACAUUUCAAAUGUAAAAGAGGAACAGGUAUUUACAGAGAAAACCUGCUAAAUCUAGUUGCUUAGCAACUUAAAUCAAACUGCAGACAAAUAAACUACAAAGAAAAAUAGUUGCUAAUAAAUGAGGUUUAUGUUUUUCUAUUGAAAAUACAUCAUUAUUACUAAUUCAACAAGACUGAUUAAAGCUUCUGUGACAGGUUUUUCACUGGCAAAGGUACAGACUGACACUGAUGCCUCUUUACAGCCUGCCAAAUGUAAUGGAUUUAACAAAAGGAAAGGACCCAAAGUGCAGAAUUUACUAAGGAAUUUUUUUCAAGUCAAAAUAUUAACAAAACUCACUUAAAGCUCCUGUGAGGAGUUUUCUAUUUUUACUAAAUUGGCUAACAUUCAGAAUGAAGCCUUUUAUGAUAUAUAAAGGCAAACAAAACCAUCAGCAUAAGGUUAACUUACAGUAUCUGUUCAGUGCCAGGUGGAAGGUGAUGGCUGAGCAGCUGUAUAAAUAGUCCUGUUAUCACAGCUUCCACAGAAAUAUUCACAAGAAAUGACACAUUUGACUGUCAAGAGUCAACAGGGUGACAUUUUUUUGUGAGAAAACACUGUUUAAACAUGUAGCUGAAAAAAUAAGCCAAGACUGCUUUGUCAAAGGGGGCUGAAAUAGUCACAAACUGAAAGUUCCUCACAGGAGCUUUAAAGUUCAAAUUCAAAAAGGACUACACAAGAAAAACACAAGGGAACCCAGGAGGUGACACAAGAAAAGCUGCAGCAGGAAACGAGGACAUGAGGAAAGACACACGACAAAGAACAGGGAUGAAACACGGAGACUAAACUGUAACUGGGGCAAAGACACAGGUGUGAAACAAGAUACAGGUGAAACUGAUGAGUGUUAUCAAACCAGAGGGGACGUGAAACUAAAAUCAGGAAACACCUAAGAGGAAAACACAACACCAGGAAAACUCAUAAAUAUGAUCUACAAAAUAAAACAGGAAAAGACAAAGAAACACAAAAAUUUUACUUAUUAAGUUACUUAUGACAACACAAGUCCAACAGUGACGAGACUGAAUUCAAAAUACAGAAGUUACUUUUAAUUUCUGUUGAGGGGCAGGUAUGAGACAAAUUAAUGAAGUACAGUAAAUGCUGCUGAACGGCCGGUUUUAUAUUCUCCUAAACAAAGACUUCAGAUGAGUAUUGAAAUAAAGUAGUGAUAGAUCUUUGUAAAAAAAAAAAAAAAAAAACACUGCUUAUCCACCAACACGACUAAAUCAGCUGUGAAGAAAGGGACCUCUUUAUCCACAAGGGGCGCCAAAAUAAACACAAUCAAAAUAUGAGUAGCUGAUGUUUGUCGGCUUGAAUAUUCUUCCUGCAUUUAGGCAGCAUGCUGAAUCCAUUAUUCAUUUUAGUGUCCAAAUUUCUUAAAGAUUUAAAUUUGGUGGAGUGUAAAAGCUUUCUGUCAUUGUAUUAAUGUGCCUGAGCCUCUCAUGGUUACAUAAUGCAGCUCUGGAACAUUUCAUGUUUGUUCCAAUGAGCAAAAUAUGAAUGUGUUUUAUUAUGAGAUUUGCAUAUAUCCAAAAACGGAUGUAAUCCUUUUACAUGCAGUGGGUGAAAAUAUCACAAUGUAUUUAAAAACAUCCAAAUUAAUAUUACUUGUUUUAUAUUUCCCAUACAAGACAGUAUAGCAUUAUGUUAAUAUUAUGCAAGGCAGUAAAAAUGUGUGGGUGUGAAGUAUUCAAUGACUAAGACCGCUGAAAACAGACUUGAAUCAAUGACUAUAAAUACUACAAAUAAACAAAGGACAAACUUAAAUUCAUCCCCUAUGUUAAUUAAAUUAUCCCCAUGGAAGUUCACAGUAUGAAGCAGCAAUAUCUCUUUUGUUACUUGCAGUAAUAUUUACAGGAGCCAAACACUGUAUCUCCUAAUGCAAUCCCCUCUUCAUGCUCCUCACACCACCUGUCGACUGACCCUGGCCUCUGACCUCUCUGACAUGCAGCAAGAAAAAGAGAAAAUCAAUAACGGGGUCAAUGGUGUAUCCUGUUACGCUGAAAUGACACAUCAAUAAAUGUCACAUAUAUCCGAGGGAUUAUUAUUAAUAAAUGUCAACUUACAGGCGAAUAGAAAUCGCUGACUGUUAUUUAAAAACUUGUUGAUUUAAUGUUGAUUUUAGAGUUGUUUUUAAUCAGGUUCAACGUUCGACUCCAAACACUAACAAGGAAUAUCACAAAACUGUAAAUAUUCAGCACCUUAAUGUUGUGUUUGACACUGUGGUCUUUAUAUGAAGAGGAAUCUCCGAUGUGUUGCUGAUCUAUGAUCUCUCUUUGACUGCAGGCUGCCUUUCCAGCAAGAUGUGGAAUAUGGAAACACCUCCUCCCAUCUAGGAGACUGUGAUGGUAGGUUGCAGCAGUAUGACAUGGAUGCUUCUGUCUGUGUGUGGUGGACUGAGAGCAGGCUCCCCCUAGUGGCUAAAUCCCUCUUUACAUGUGUUAACUUGUCACUGAACAUUUUGUUCUGAAAAAAGCAAACUCAGAUUUCUUUAAGUUAGACAAUACUGGUGGCUUAAUUUUUUUUAAAUUAAAGCAUAUUGUAAUAACCAAAGUAAAAUGUGAUUUUCUCCCCAACACUCAGUGAGAUCCUUUCAACUUUGAUUUGCAGAAACUGAGUUUUUUGGUGCCUUUGUCAGUGCUGACUCAGGUGGGAGGGGAAUAUGGUUUCACUUUCCGCAGGUCAGAAACGCUCGCAGUGUGAGACAGUUUAAUUAGAGAGGAUGUGAGAGGUAGAUAAUACAGUUUUACUGCACAGUAGGAUAUAAUACAUCCUUCUGGUUAUGAAGCUUUGCUCUCACAAAACUGCAGAGAGAGGAAUGGCCAAGAACACCUGCAGAGCGAGCUGGAAAUACCAUAAAAUACUUGAGUCACUAUACUUAUUAUUUUUAUUUUAGAGGUCUGGACGUCAUUGCAGUAGUGUCAGAGUUAGGGGGGGGCUCUUUAACCUUGAUCUGAAAUUCACAAAGUCAGUGUAAACCUAAAAAAAAAGUCCUCCAGAACUGUUUUGGGUUAGUUUCAAAACUAUAAAAUCUCUCUGGUGAAGCCAGCAUGCUUAGAAAAGUCCAAGUCCUUUCCACCCUGAUUCGUUUUGAAAUGCCAUAGGAGCUUCUAGUUAACAUCCUACUCAAAGAAUCUGAUAGUGGUUGAAGUCAGGAGUGCCAGGCUGCAGACCUGACAGACUUGGAGUGCUGAAAGGCACAGCAGAAGCCCAGCCAGUGGCCGGCAUGUGCUGCUGUGUCUGCAGAUGGGAGUGAUUAGAGCUGGGUGGAAACACUGAGGUAAUGGUAUGUGCUGAAAGGAGAGAGAGAGAGAGAGGGGAGACUCUCUUACCAGGGUGGAAAGUGUGGGGAGUAAAAGAGAGUCAGCUGCUGUGGUCUGAGCCGUGCUGAUGACAAGUGCAGGCCUCUCGAAACCUGGAGCCUGUGGAGCCUCAAGGCCAGACUGGAGAGGAGCUGAGCACAAUGAUCACUUAUUAUGAGUGUUGUUGUAGUUAUUGAUCUAUUAUGAAGCAUUAAGUUCAGGGUAGAAGCUGCGUUAUGUGUAAUAAUGAUGAUAAUAGGUUUAAAGUGUGCCCUGUGGACACACAUCCAAAGAAGUCCAUUGUCAUCUUUAUAAUUGUGUCUUUAAUCUUCAGGCAUCCUGCAGCAGAGUUUGCUCAUAGAACCAGAGAGCUUGGUGUCCCUCAACCUGCUCGUGGCAUCUGCAGUCUCCGCGUUCACCAUCGGGGCAGCACUCUCCGGUCUCGCCGUUUGCUGGAUCAUGGCCCACAAGCCGAGAAACCGCCGUCACACUAGCUCUCAGUCCGCCAUCCAGCGACGUGAACGAGGUCUGCUCAGUAACGGCGGCGGGAUGGGCGGUUCUGUUCUUAGUGUGACAAGACAAGGCGGUGGGGAACGCCCCUGCACCCAGAGCGGGGAAACCCUGUUUGUCAUGCCCAACGGCUGGGUGAAGUCAGGGGAGCUGGACCCGGGUUUCCUCCCAACUCCAGAGCACACGCCCCAGCAGAAGCGCAGAGGCCUACGUCUGUCAGACUCCAACUCUGGAGGGUGGGACACCAGCCAGACAUACCUGGGGGGAGGCUCCGUGGGUCUGGGUUCUCCCUGUCGCAUGCCUCCCUCUGUCUACCUGACCACCAGACUCUUCCAGCAGGGUGGGGGCGGGAGACAUGGCUGCGAUGGGCGAGGGGGUGACACACCACGCCAGCACUACGUCUGCCUGAGCAAGCAAGAAAAAGGAGUAAAGGGGACCCCCAAAGCCCCUCUUAGGAAGUCUGCAGGAGAGUACGUGUACCCCAUGACCCCCCAGGACUCGCCUGAGCGCCGGAGGGUGGUCUCAGCACCCAGCGCCCCAAUGGAAUACAGCGAACCGCUGCCUUUGCGCUGGCCUGCCCCUGAGGGGUACAUCCUCAGCAGCCAUGGCAUGGUCCCCGUCCCUCUGCCUCCACCCUCCAUGCCUCCUCCCAGUAGUCAGGCCUACAUGUCCCAGCAGCACACCCCGGGGCUGAGCCGGGCUCUGCUCAGGGGGGCCCUGGAGCGAGGGGAGCUGGGCGAGCUGGUGGAUCUGAGCCAGCUGAUGAGCAAGAAGAACUGCAAUGACAGGACUCAGACUGGCCAGUGACUGUAGAGGAAAAGAAGAAAAUGUCCAGAAAUCUGUUUUUGUUUACAUAGAUCUCUCUUUUCCUCCUUAUUCUGUCCAUCCUCCUCCUCUUCCUCCCCCAGUUCUGUUUUCCUGACAUCUUUGUCAUUCAGCCCCUCUGCUCUCCUCUGUCAGUCUCUCAGGCAGCCCCCCCCUCCUUUCCCUUUCAUGAUGACUCUCUCCAUAUGACUGGCUGCUGGGUCUGCCACUCAUAUCCUGGCUCACACUAAUUGGUCCAGUGGACUGAGGUUGUUGCUGUGUCUGCAUUGCAGAGUUGCCUUUCUCUCUCCUGCAACUGAGCAGCGUCAGGAAGAGGGAGAGCAGAGAGGAUGAGGAGAAAGAAAGACAGAAAGAAGAAAGAAAGCUAAAGGAAGGAAAAAAGAAAAGGAGGCGAGCAGAGCGAGGAGCUCUUAGAGAUGUGGACAGAAACAAAGAUGGACAGAGCACUUAAAAGCUGCCUCCUCUGUGCAGAUAAACUGUGGCUGCAGGAGUGGGAUGCUUUCCCCUACUUGGAUCACAUUAACAAGACUGCCACCCAUCUGCCUCCCUUCAAUACCUGUUGGUUUGUUUGCCAACAAGGUACUUUAGGUGAAAUUGCAAAAUCUAAACAUCCUUAAAGUACCUGAAGCUGGAGGUGACUCAUUAGACAAAUAAUCCGACUGUAGAAAAACUUCAACGGAUGAUGAGAAAACACAGAAUCCUCUCUCUGUACCUCCGUCUCUCUCUUCCUCUUCGCAGCACACACAGUAGAUGCUCAUGUGUUUUUUUGUACAGGUUACAGGGGGUGUUUAGUAUUCUGUGAACAGGAGAAGGAAGACGCGUGUGCUAAAAUGCCUCUAACCUUGUCUCACAAGGAUAUGGGACCAUAACUCACGUCUUUCUGGAGCAGAGUGCAGGACUGAAAUGUCAGCACUAUUUCUGCCAACCGCAUGCUCUCUGUUCGUUUGCCUUCUUACACGCCAUGUACUCUUUAAUGACCAAUAAUUCCAUGUGGAUGUCUGGGGAGAUUGCACCAGAACACUGGACUUGCUACAAAACAGAAGUGGGACUGAAAGUAGGAAAAAGAGAGAGCGAGAGAGAGGUGUUUUAAAGGAGUUAAAGUAAACGCACUGCAAUAUAUGAACACUCUGUCCUUCACUGUCACCUGAGGGUUUUUCUGCACGUACACACACAUCCAUUAAUUCUCCAUUAUGGAACACAGUCCAGUUUUAUUGGGCAAAAUUUCCCCCUGAGCCCACAGUGGGUCAAGGUCUUGCAGACAUGACACAGAGCAAAAUGACAGUUACAGUGGUGAUGAUUGAAACAGCGGGCUUAACUCAGAGCCAAUGGGGGUAAUGGAAAUGUUCCCAGCAAGCAAAUGGGACCGUAUAUUUAGCUCAUCAAAGUGUCACAGCACCAGGCACGUAUAGAUCAACACAACAUGGUAUGAGUGUGUUAGCAAGGAGAUAAAGGUCAUAAAAAGAGACAAGAGAAAGAAGUAAAAAGCAAGUGUGAGUCUAUGAAAUAAGGUGCCCCAACAACAACAAGUGAGAAUUUGAUAUAUUUGUCCCAGUUUAUCUACUCUGUUAGAAGUCGACUAAUGAAUGAAGUUCAUGCUGACCUUGCAGCAAUACCUGGUUUAUCUGUACAUAGUGAUCUUAAAUUGCGAUAAAAUGAAAAUGUAGGAUACAAAGUGACAAAAAAAUGACAUCAGGCGCAAGCUGACAAACAGGAAUAAACAUCUAUCAUACCAUAUUAACUGAGAAAUGAGUGAAAAUCUGUUCCUGUAUGAGUUUCCUAUCAGCCUGCACUGAGAUAAAUAUUGGCAAAAGAAAUAGACUGAAACAAUGUCCUCUUUUUAUAACACGAGGGCCAAGUUUUGAAUGAUCAACUCAUGCCUGGUUACUAAAGCAAAAACACUAAGAAGAACUUGUUUUUAAGUGCCAUCGAGAUUGUUUCCGCCAGAAGUGUUGGAGAUCUGAUUAUUGCAAUGUUUUUAUUGUGAUAUUUUUGCCUUCGACCAUACAGUUCGAAUGUGUUUUUAGUUUGUUAAAAGUGAGUCUGCUUUCUUGAAACCAUUUUCCAGCUUCUCCUCUCUGAUGAAUGUUUCAGUGUUUGAAGGUCUGUUUAUGAACUACUUUCAAACACCAUGAUGCCACGCAUAUAUUCUGUAAAUAUGUAAAUACGAAUACCUACACCCUGUCAUGCCCUUUAUGAUUAUACUGUAAUGUUUUCACUGAUGCCAUGACAUGAACUGUGUUGAAUCCAGGACAGCUGGUAUGUUAAGUACAACGAUAUAAAAGUAGUUCACGGGCAAACCUUCAAAUGGUCAGAAAUGCUGCAAGGUUACACUGUGUUACUCAUUCUCUGUUUCUCAACUCUCUUUUUGUUUUUCUUUAUUUAUAUGUAGAGCUGCAACAAUGGAUGUAUUAAAUUAUUUUUAAAAAAUAAUUUAAGUGAAUGUAUCAAUUAGCAGGGGCAUGUCUCUGCUAAAUGACUGUCUUCUCAACUGGGUGACCAAACGAGUCAGGAGUGGCAUGAAGUACAAACAAAUUAGCAUUUUUUAACUUUCUGUCUUCACAAAUCAAACCUACUGAACCUACAAUUGUGAUUUAAUACAUGAAAGGUUAAAAAAAGGUUUUUUUCUAAAGUCACAACUUAAAUUUAUGUCGAAAAAUAAUAUUUGGAAAGGUUAAAGAAAGCCAAUCUUAGCCUUAAUGAAACAUUGAUUUUAGCACAAGUUGUGGCUCCAUCAAAGAAAAUUAUUUUAGCAAAUUAUUUAAAUUUUAGGGGCUUAGCAACCAGGGGCCAAUGCCACCCCAAGCCAACUCUCUGAACACACCCCUGUUCUUUAAGUGUUUUUUUUUUUGUUUUUUGUUUUUUUAGUGAAAUUGAUUUCACUUUCUUAAAUGUGUGGAUUUGCUCCUUUUGGUCAUUUUAGUCCUGAAAAUGUGGGCGUCAGGUUGUUGGGCAGAAGAAAGAAGCAAAUUGAAAUCACUUUGGAUACUCAUAGAUUUCAGUGAACACUUUUCCCAACUUUCUGAUAGACUUCAAGAUAGAAAUCAUAAAAAACAACUCAGCUGAUUACAGACAUACUCAUUUGUUGCAGCCCUGCUUUGUGGUUCAGUAGCCAUUCGUAUUUCACUGUCAACCAACUGCCACACUGGAGGGUCUUGAAAGUACUUGUCAGCAUACCGGGAGAAUGAAUGUAUCCAUCCCUUUUGUGUUUGUAGUCAUUUUACUGUGCAGUAAUAUGGAUAAGCACAAAAACUUUCCUUUCUCUUUUUUGCAUUUUUAAGAGGAUGUGUUGGUCUGUAACAUUUGUGAAUAGUGUAAAUAAUCACACUGAAGGUAAAGUGUAUAAGUCUGUUUUUUAGGAGGGUCUUCUGAGACGGGACUGUGUUUGAAGUGUGAGGGUUUUAUUUUUUUCUUUUUCUUUCUCUCGGUGACGAUGCUGUGAAUAAGAUGUAUGUACAGUAUUUACGUGAUUUUGGCUGACUGCUGAGUUCAGCUGUUUCCCUGUUAUUAGAGUAGAGACACGGGCAGAACUGAGCCUUCUCAUUUGACUGAUGCCUGCCGAGUUUUUGCAGUUGCUAAGAUACUGCUGUUAUAAUAACCAUCAAUCUUUGGAGUACUGCUAUUAAACGGCAUUAUAUAACUGACUGCUAAUGUUGUUGCAUUUGCCUCUGAAUGCACUCAUUGAAAUAAAUUCAUAUCAUUACAUCUGCUGAAGCACACGCACAAAUACACACAUUUGCACCUCUGUUUCAAAAUGACUAAUGUCUAUAUCAUUACUGCAGUUUAUUUUCUGUAAAGGAGACACAUUUGUCAUCCUUUUGGCACUUCAAAACUACUCAUGAGACAGCUCCGGAGAAGAGAGGCAUUGGAGAAAUCUAGGAAGUAGUUACGUUUUUGACCACAAGAGGGUGCUGAACACUGAUCUUCUUUCAGUGAGACUGAGGCCCUGAUAUUAUGUGUCUGCAGAGCCAAAUGCUGCAGUUUCAGGACUGCAAUUCUGUGACUGCAUCUUUCAGACCCUUUUAUUGUUGUGACAGUCGUGCCUCUUACCUGCAGUCUUUUCUAUGGUCAUCAGAUUUGAGGUUAUAUUGUAGUUCAUGACAAAGUGACACCCUUGUCCCUUGUUUCCUGAAGUUAGUAUAUGGUUUUAAUCGGCCAUUUCAAGUGCUUUUGUUUGUUUUGUUGGCUGUGAUUCAAAUAAGAGUAAAAUAACAGAUAAAACAGUUAACGAUGAUGGUUAAUCCAAACACAGGGUCUCAUGUCUCCAAGCGAUGAAACUAAAGGCUCCCUCCUCAGAGACUCAUUACUCAUAAUGCAGCUGUUUGACUCCCAAAACUUUUCAGGAACUCUCUCCACGAUGUAAUUUAUUUUACACUGUUCAGUAGACAAUAUGAAAAGAGGUUAAAGACCACUGCUUUUGAAACUACACUUCUGAAGCCAUUUCUGGAUGUCAUUUUGUUACUUUUGACCCAUUUUGCUCAAAUUGACGAGGGAUAACACAUGACUACAUCUCUAACCCAGGUGAGAAGUGUCUGUUGGGCUGAUUUGUCUAUCAUACGUAUUAUUAUUGUUGAAUCUACACUAACUAGGACAAUAACUAGAGAAAGUAACACCCUGCUGUACAACAGACUCAAACUGACACCAAAAAGUGAAUAACGUUUACUGAGUUUAUUUUCACUUAGAGCUACAAUAAUGUUUGAUUCUGUUUCUAUCAAAUCAGGAAAUCUUUGUACUUUUGUAAUUUCCUCCAGCUGACUAUCAGAGAUUCAGCAUGUUGAAAGUAUUCAGGUACCUUUACAGUCCACUUUAUUAACAUAAAAGCCUUUUAUGUUGCCAAGAACAUACACACAGAAUUGUUUCCCUAAAUGACAGAUCAUUUUCUUAUUUUCUUAAUUUACGUAUAAAACCUUUUCAGUAAGAAAUAGUAGCUCACAGAAUCAAAGCAGCAGUUUGUAGAAGCGAUCCAUUCAGACAGGGAUAAAUACAAUUCUUCUGAUAGCCAGGUUCCAGAUUUUUCACUAAAUAGAUGAAAAGCAAACCUGGUGUGGAUGGGUGUGAAACAGAUUAUGAACACAACCAUGUUUGCUGUUACAAUGCUGAUUGUGUUUUUCCUUUCCUCUGACUUGGCGGUGUCCUUUAACAGAAUAAAGAUGAUCUGACUGGUACAGAAAACAAUUAUCAAGAGCGGAGCAAGGAAGCCUCCACAGACCAGCAUGACGGCAAACUUGAACGUGAGGCGCUGGUCUUUGCAUCGUUCAAAACAACAUUGGAGUUUGUCAGGGCUGUUCUCUUGGAAUAUAAGACACAAUGACACUACAGUCACCCAGAUGGCCAAACAAACAACAAAGGCAGCCACUUUCUUCCUCCUCCAUGAUUUGGCCCGCAUGGGGAACCUUACAGCCAGGUACCGAUGCACACUGAUGGCUGUAAAAGUGUAAAUACUCGCGUACAUAUUGCUGUAAUGUAUGUUGAUAAGGUAGGUACAUAAGACGCUCUUUGUCAGGGGGGAGAAGGCAUCAUAGAUCCUGAAGGGAAGGAAGACUAAGAGGGCAGAGUCAGUUGCAAUGAGGUUCAAUAUGUAGAUGUGGGUGUCCGUCCAGGAGGCCCGCUUUGCAAUUGAGGCCCACAGAGCUGCAGCAUUGACAAGAAGACCAAACAAAAACACGGGACAGUAAGCAACGCCAAGUAAAAUUUCCCUUCGGCAGAUGUCGUUGGUGGCGUUGGAGAUGUCUGUGACGUUGGGGGAUGUUUGUGGACUUGCUGCAGUCAUCUGUAAGAAGUGAAAGCAUGAAAAAUAAACAGUGCUGGUAUGUUUCUUCAAUAAAGAGAGUAAAUGAGAUGUAAAUCACAGCUAAGCAGAGGAGUCAAACGAAAUAUUAAAGAACUGUCUUCAUCUCCAUUUUAAAACAGAAAUCCAUAAAUUCAUAUCUCUACUGGAUGCCUUUCUUCUUUGUUUUUAACACACUUCUCUGUUUUGAGUGUGUUACUAGGCCUCCACCACUGAUAAGAAGAAUUAGUUAUCUUGAAAAAAAGACAGUCUCAGCAUCUAACAUGAGUCAAAGCUCCUGAGGGGAAUUUAAGGUUUGAGCCCCUUGCGGUCAAAGUUGCACAUCUUUUCUCCUUUUACAAUUUUCCAGAAUGUGUGUAAGUGGUGUUGCGCU